AUGUUCGACAAAUCCAUAGGCACCCCAUCACCAACAUGGCCAUAUGAAGAAGGUGAGGAGGCCUCCUCCUCCGUAGACGACGGCGAAGAAGAUGAAGCCAAAGCACUUGAAAUACCCAACGUAGUAGCUAUAUCCACCAACCCCCUCGCCACCCUCCUUCCACCCCUCUCCGCAUUCCUCUCCAAGGACACCCCAUCUGUCAACACCGGCGCUCUCGACAACGAUCUUCUCGUUCCUGUUCUCGACGUGGACCUUCUCGAAGCUACAUCAACUGAUGCUCCUGUUUGCGUUUACGUUCAACUUACCAGAAAGUCUCCCAAAUUGGAUUUCCCACUGAUUUGUAGCGAAAUUGGACCUGUGCAGAAUUGGAUACUCAAAAAUGUCCGUUCAUCCCACUUCGCCACUACCUCAACGUACCUGGUCUAUUGA
Marasmius oreades (fairy-ring Marasmius) is the source of this 429-nucleotide messenger RNA. RefSeq lists its product as uncharacterized. NCBI's taxonomy places the organism in Eukaryota, Fungi, Basidiomycota, Agaricomycetes, Agaricales, Marasmiaceae. The record is from RefSeq and is a predicted model, not a curated record. The transcript has 2 exons. Bases 1 to 429 code for a protein of 142 amino acids.